ACACAAAACGUUUUUCUACUUUAUUAACCUUGUAAGCUACAAUUUUUCUUUGAUGACAUAUAUAUACACAUACAUAUUUCUAUUUUUAUUUUUAUUUUUUUCAUUUUUAUUUUAUUUUUUAUUAUUACUAUUCUCGCUAUUCAAGGACUAAUCCACCUGCAUCUGAUAUAAUGGGCUUCCGCUUCGGGGUAGGUGGAUCAGUUGUCUCUUUCUUACUUGAAAUAAAGCUUAAAACAAACAACAAAAUCAUGGAUUCAUAAAUUCCCGAUCACUCUGAAUCACUUGGCACAAUUUGGUCGCUUCUUGCAGCUGAAUCAAGGUUAAUAAGCGAAGAUCGACAAAACGGUCAGAUUUUAGAUGCUAUCUGGCUUCCAAUGAGAUAAUUUCAACUCGAUCAGUUCUUAUCCGACUGAGCUGAAAAUUUCGACGGACGCUUAACAGGCAUCCUUCUACAUGAAACAAAGAUGUGAAAUCAAACCUAUUUCCAGUAAAUUUCAAAGAACUUUUAAAAGAUCUCUAUAAAACCUGUCUAUUUCUAGAUGUAAAUGGUCGUUUUCUGACACUAGGAUUGAGCAGAAGAAUGUCUUUUGGCUCUUUUUCGAAAACUUCAGCUCAAUUGGAUAAGAACUGACCGAGUUCGAAUAUCGCUAAAUUGAAAUUGAGACUGUAUCUGAUCAAAGGAAAAUGAUUUUCCAGAAAUCUCUUGAAGACUCUCUCCAAAACUUGUUAAGCAUUCUGAUUCUCAGCUAGAUAGAUGCUUCCAAUCAUCCUCGUUCUAGUGGUAAAAACGUGAACUAGAUAGCUAUCAGCAUUCCCGAGUUAUUCAACAAACAAUCGAAUGCAUCCUAUUUUGAAAUGGACAGUUUUCAAUUUUAAAACAUCAGACAGUUCAUGUUGAUCAGUAAAAGUUUCAGAGAUAAGUAUGCAACGAGUCUAAACUCGAGUUUUUCGCUCUUUAAGAAAAUAAUGUAGAAUAUGAAAACAGGAAGAGACAAAAAUUUUGUAUGUUUGAGUAUGUCAAAAUACAAAGUAAACAUUUUCUUAUACAAUAAAAGACCACAGAACUUUAAGUGUUCUUUUAUUCAUAUUUCUGUAUUUGUUAUGAUAAUGGAAUUUGUGAAUGAAUGAAUAUAAAUUUAGAAACAAAAAUCCCUCACAAAACUCGCAGACAUCUUAUUUUAUAGAGAAACAUAUAUUCUGCAUUUCUAAAAACUCAAAAAAAUUUCCAUCGAGACAACAAACUUCAGAGAAUUAUGACAACUUUUAAAAAUAAAAUAUCCAAUAGGUUCGUAACAUCUCUACCCAUAGAACAAUUUUUAUUUAACUCGUAUGUUUGAAAUAGAAAACAUCGAUAGCAACAUUUUUUUUGUUUAGACAUUCUUUCUACCUAUUAAGAAUGUGGUAAUGUCUUUGUGGCAAGUUAAUCUUGCCUAUUGCAUAAUAAUACUUCUUAAUUCGUUACAGACUAGUUCUUUUGUCAUUUAUUUUGCUUUAUGAUAUGUCUUUUUCUUGUUACAAAUAAACUUUCUCUCUAUUUUUCUUUUUCGAUAUAAUACAGAAGUGAAGGCACACAGCGUUUUGCACAAGGAGCUUUAUGUGUCACAGUACUUCAAGAUUACGGGUUAACAGAAACUUGUGCAGCAGGAACAAUAGCUGAUCAAUAUGAUAUCUCCGUUGACCGAGCCGGUCAUCCACUGGUUUCUCGUGAAUUAUGGUUGAUAAAUUGGGAGGAAGGACAGUAUCGCAACACGGAUAAACCAAAUCCACGUGGUGAAAUAUUAAUCGGUGGGAAAAUGGUCGCCCAAGGUUAUUUGGGUGAAGCAUCGAAAGAAAAUGUUAAUUUUAAAGAAAUCGAUGAUGUAAGAUAUUUUGCAACUGGACAUAUUGGUGAAAUAUUUCCGAAUGGAACAGUCAGAAUUGCGGAUCGUAAAAAAGAUUUAAUUAAAUUACGUCGUGAUGAAUAUGUUUCAUUAGCAAAAGUUGAAAAUGUUAUUGCUAAAAUUUCAUCUUAUACAGAAAAAAAUUUUGAUACCAAAGAAUGGGAAAAAUUAGUUGAUGACCAAGAAUUUUGUGAUCAUGUAUCGAAAGAUGUACAAGAUGCAUUAACAGAUGCAUUAAAAUUGAAACGUAAAGCCAUUGAGGAAGAGUAUAAACAUGAAAUUGAAAAUCUGUAUAAAGAUCAACCAUCAAAUAAACAACAAUCAAAGAAGAAAAGCAAUAGCGCUGGAACUAAAGACGAUGGAAAUGCCGAAAAACAAUCAAAUGAAAUAAAAAUGCCUGUUAGUGAGCGAAAUAAAUCAAAGACAGCAUUCGUCACUGAUGAAGAUCCUCAUGAAUUUAAUAGAUUACCUCCAGGAAUGCUACAUCUAUCACCAACAUUUCAACGAAUAAUGUACGCAUCACUUAAACAUCAAAUUAGAAAAUUUGUGUUAACUUACUUACAUUAUAUCAUUCUUUAUUCUAAAACAACAGAAGAUCAUAUUAAACAUUUAGAAGAAAUACAACAAAUAUUAGAAGAUAAGAAUUUAAAAUUGCAUGGUACGGUUUAG
This is a messenger RNA of Didymodactylos carnosus, 2549 nucleotides long. NCBI's taxonomy places the organism in Eukaryota, Metazoa, Rotifera, Eurotatoria, Philodinida, Philodinidae. The record is from the annotation of a GenBank genome assembly.